Drosophila innubila is the source of this 3700-nucleotide messenger RNA. It is a transcript of the gene Pih1D1, whose product is annotated as PIH1 domain-containing protein 1. Gene Ontology annotation, cellular component: ribonucleoprotein complex; cytoplasm; R2TP complex. The record is from RefSeq and is a predicted model, not a curated record. Bases 153 to 3629 code for a protein of 1158 amino acids. The transcript has 6 exons. Gene Ontology annotation, biological process: rRNA processing; box C/D snoRNP assembly. Lineage: Eukaryota; Metazoa; Arthropoda; Insecta; Diptera; Drosophilidae.
UGAUUUAUCGUUCACAACAUAGCUUUUCGUUUUACUUUUGCCGUGAGUACACAGAUAUUUUUUUCUUGUCAGCAAAAACGCAAAUAUUGUCAUUAAUAGUAAAUUAAAUACGCAAUUCGUUGAAAAAAAAACUACAGCAAAACGACGCUAAAAUGUCGCGUCGCACUAAUUUCAUCGACGGCAGUGAUAAUUUUCGCGAGCAAAAUCUGCGCUUUGUGCGGAACGAGCUGGAGGAUAAUUUUAAUCAGUUCUUUAGCGGCGGUGGUGGCGGUGCAGCGUCACCUGGCGGCAGUGCUGCAGCGGCAAGUGGAAGUAGAGCGCCACCUCGCGACUCGAUUGUUGUGCAACCCACGCCGGACAGCGAAGAAAGCAGAAGAAUUGCCGAGAUCCAAGAUCGUCGUCAGUAUAUUAGUGAGCAACUCGGCUUGAGUCGCAAACAGGCUCAAUUAAUGGCGGUCGCGUCGAUGGAAGUGCCCGACUUCAAUAUGCGUGAGAUUCAGCGCAAAAGAUUCCGAUUGAGCGUAGAAUUCGGUGACAGUCGUCAGGCCGAAGUGAACGCACUGAUAGCUCGCGAAAUUAAAUCGAUAAUCGAGGCGCACGAACAGCGGAAGAAGAAGAAUCAAGAUCGACCCCGUACUCCUCCGCCUCCCUGUAAUAUUAAUUGGAAUGCCAGUCGUGAGUCUUCGCCAAUUGCGAGAGACAGAUACAGAGAGCGAGAAAAAAGCCCGGAGAAUUACGGGCUGGUUCGCAGAACCGAUGACAACCGAAGACGGACCGAUAACGUGCGUCAAAUUGUACGAAACGAUAGUUAUCGGCAAGCUGACCGAAACCAUCACGGUCGUAAAGUUGAACGAAGCAAUGACGUUCGUCAAGUGCUUCGAAACGAUCAUUUUCGUGGAGUUGAACGACGCGAUAACGAUCGUGGGCAACGUCAGAGUAUUGAUCGUAACGAUAACUCUCGUCAAGUUGAUCGAAACGAAAACUUUCGUCAAGUUGAUCGAAACGAUAGCUUUCGUCAAGUCGAUCGAAUCGUUAACUUGCGUCCGAUUAGAGGAAACGAUAGACAACGUCAGAGUAUUGCUCGAAACGAUAACUUUCGCGACGUUGAUCGAAACGAUAGCCUUCGUCAAGUUGAUCGAAGCUAUGAACAACGUCAAAGUAUUGCUCGAAACGAUAACUUUCGCGAAAUUGAUCGAAACGAUAACGAUCGUGUACAACGUCAGAGUAUUUGUCGAAAUGAUAACUUUCGCGGACUUGAACGAAACGAUAACCUUCGUCAAGUUGAACGAAACGAUAAUUUUCGUGUUCAGAAUAAUGAACGACAAAAUAAUUUUGUUCAAGUUAAAAGAAACUUUGAACAAAAUGAUAAUUUUCGUAGAAAUGAACGCAAUUUACGCGAUCAUCUACGUCAAAAUAUUGAACGAAACGAUAACUUGCGCCUACAGAACUUUGAACGAAGCGACACUUUUCAAGGCGAACAGAAUAAUGAAAAAAUUGGUGACUUUCGUCGAGUAGAGCGAGACGAUCAGUUUUUUAGGGGACAGAAUAAUGAUCGAAUUGAUAACUUUCGUCGGGACGAUCGUCAAUUUGAAAGAGAUGAAAGAUAUCGUGAUCAGCAAACGCAGAAUGAUUUCGAUAACAACAAUUCCAGAUUUGUGGAUAAUCGUCGUAAUCCAAAUCUUGAAGAUAUUGACUUUAAUCAACGUAAUGUUGAUUUUGAACAGUUUGGAAACGAUGAUCGUUUGAACAAUUUAAAUCGGGAGCCAAAUUUUGGUUUAGUUCGCCAAGAAAAUUGCUCUAUCGAUAAUUUACGUGGAAACUUCGAUAGGAAUUUCGAAAAUUCAAACCGUAACGACUACGAUAAUCGAGAUUAUCGAUCAGUUCAAAUGCAUUUGCAAGAUAAUAAUAGUUAUCGUGAAAUUAAUCGUGAUGAUUUUCGUCAAGUUCAUGAUAUAACCGAUUUACCUAACGAACGUAAUUCAAUUCGUCAUAAUCGUUUCGAAAAUAAUUUUGGAGAUGAGCAGCCAAACGAUCGUUUCUAUAAUAAUGCUAGAGAUGACAAUACAUUUCGACGUCCUGAUUUUCCGGAAAGUUUUCUUCCGGCAACCAAUUUUAAUGAUCAACGAACAAAUGAAUUUGGAUUGUCGAUUUCUAUUAAUGCUGAUUAUAAUGCUGUCUUAGAUAAUGACGGUUUCUUGGCAAACGAUCGUCGUAGCUUGGAUAAUGAUUUUCGUGACAGAUCAGUCGAAAACCUUAAUAAUUUUGCUGAUCUUCAAUCUGGGCAAUUGAUAAUGAAAAAUGAUGGCAAUCAAAUGAAUUGGUAUGACGAUCGUAGAAAUUAUGAAUUAGAUGAUAACAGAUGCAUAAAUCCAACCAUUCAAAAUGAAUUGCCAAGAAAUCAAAUGAACAAUAGAAAUAAACCAAAUACCCUGGAUAUAAAUGAAAGAAUAAAUAAUGGAAAUAGAUUACCUCCAGUUUCAGUUAACAAAAAGAAUUCACAACCACCUGCAAAUCGUACUGCCAAUGCGGUGUCAAAGAAGCCAUCAACUGUUACAUCCACAACCAACACGAAUGUGGCCACAAUAAGUAUUUUCAAAGGUCAAAAUUCAGAUAAUUCUGCAACGAGCAGUCAACCGAAGAUUCCCAAUACCAAACCUUCAAAUAACAAACGAACCUUACUGCCAAAUCCUGCAGCAGCUGCCAGAGCAAUUGGUCAAAAAAAUGCUGCAGAAUCGGUUAAUUCGGAGCCGCUAAAAAAGAAAAGAAAAGUCAAUCUAUAUAAGCGUGGCUUUCUGGUUGGAGGCUACAGGUUGCCCUACGUAAACAAGAAUUUAAAAGAAUUGCCUCAACCCGAGGAAGAGUCCUAUGCAGUGACAUUCUUUGAACAGAAGCCCAUUUAUAAUACCUGCAUAUAUGCACAGGAUAAUGAUGGAGCUGAAGUUUUAAUUGAUACAGAUGACGAUGAUAAUUCGGAUGAUGAGGCGGGUCCAUCUGGCUUGAAUAUGCAGCCUGUACUGCUGGGUAAAAUAAAGCGAUCGGCAAUACGAAAGCGUAUCGAUAAAACCUGGACAAAAAUCUAUCGUUUGAAUAAUUAUAAAUGCUGGCACACCUGGUGGAAGGCCUUCAAAUGGUGUGAAUUGGAAAUGAACAAGAAACUGGAGAAAUUUGGCAAUCUUAAUAUAAAGAGCAAGUUUCUACCUAUUUAUCCGAAGAAGAGCACACAGCAGGUGAUCGAUAUUGUGAUGAGAUCGGCGCAUUUUGCAUUGGAAGAGAAUACACGGAACCAUUUUCGUGACUCCAAAACGCUCUAUAUGCUGAUGAAUGACACAUUUUUGGAGAACCUGAAAUAUCCGGAAAUAGAGCAGUUACAAGACAUGAUCCGGGGUAUUCCCAAUCACUUGUGGGCGUACAAAAUGCGCAGUAUGGUUUAUAUCUGGGCAGAAUACUUUAAGACCGCCUCGCCCAAGACGGGAAAUCCCCGAGACUUUGCUGCUUUACAGGCCAAAUGGAAGAAUCCAGUAUUUCACUGGCUGUGCAAGCAAUCUUUCGAAGAAUUAAAAGCUAUCAGCGCAGUAGAAUGGCCGGAACACAAUGAAGUAUUUCCCAAUCUGAAAUCACGUCCAGUUUAAGAUGAUUCUAAUAUUAUUACAUUUUAGUACUCCUUAAAAUAAAACUGAAUAUCAUGUUUCCCAGUAUAAAA